This is a messenger RNA of Tachyglossus aculeatus (Australian echidna), 3633 nucleotides long. RefSeq names its product nucleophosmin 1 (gene NPM1). Gene Ontology annotation, biological process: ribosomal small subunit biogenesis; positive regulation of transcription by RNA polymerase II; regulation of centrosome duplication. NCBI's taxonomy places the organism in Eukaryota, Metazoa, Chordata, Mammalia, Monotremata, Tachyglossidae. The record is from RefSeq and is a predicted model, not a curated record. Gene Ontology annotation, cellular component: centrosome; nucleolus; ribonucleoprotein complex. Gene Ontology annotation, molecular function: RNA binding; histone binding; chromatin binding.
GUUGUGGACCGGCCGUGCGUGAGGCGACUGCAGGCGCCCUUCCCUCCGCCCGCCAUCCUUUCUUCUUCUUCUUCUUCCCUCACCGCCUCCCAUGGAAGACUCGAUGGACAUGGACAUGAGCCCCCUGCGGCCCCAGAACUUCCUCUUCGGUUGUGAGUUGAAAGCCGACAAAGAUUAUCACUUCAAGGUGGACAAUGAUGAGAACGAGCAUCAGUUGUCUUUGAGAACGGUCAGUUUAGGAGCAGGUGCCAAAGAUGAAUUGCAUGUCAUAGAAGCAGAAGCAUUGAAUUAUGAAGGCAGUCCAAUUAAAGUAACACUGGCAUCUUUGAAAAUGUCUGUGCAGCCUACGGUUUCUCUUGGUGGAUUCGAAAUCACUCCGCCAGUGGUUUUGAGGCUGAAGUGUGGUUCAGGGCCUGUUCAUGUCAGUGGACAGCACCUAGUAGCUUUAGAGGAAGAUGCAGUGUCAGAUGAUGAUGAAGAGGAGGAGGUGAAACUUGGAAAUCUGUCUGGCAAACGACCUGCACCGGGAGUGGUUCCUAAGGUUCCGCAGAAAAAAGCAAAAUUGGCAGAACUGGCAGAGGAUGAGGAAGAUGAUGAUGAUGAUGAUGACGAUGAUGAUGACGAUGAUGAUGAAGAUGAUGACUUUGAGGAAGAAGAGAAGACUCCAGCAAAGAAGUCUGCCCGAGAGACUCCAAAAAAUGCACAAAAGUCAAACCAGAAUGGAAAAGAUUCAAAGCCAUCCACGCCAAAAUCGAAAGGUUCAGAGUCAUUCAAAAAACAAGAAAAAUCUCCAAAAACACCAAAAGGACCUUUAACUGUAGAUGAUGUUAAAGCAAAAAUGCAGGCAACCAUGGACAAGGGUGGUGCCCUCCCCAAAGUGGAGGGCAAGUUUAUCAACUACGUAAAGAAUUGCUUCCGGAUGUCUGAUCAAGAGGCUAUUCAAGAUCUGGCUGUGGAGGAAGUCCCUUUAAAAAAAACUGAACAGUUUGUUAAAAUUUUCAGUCAUAUUUCUGUAACAGUUUAUCUGGCUGUCCUUUUUAUAAUGCAGAGUGAGAACUUUCCCUACCGUGUCUGAUAAAUGUCGUCCAGAUUACUUUGCCAAGAAUGUGUUGUCCAAAAUGCCUGUUUAGUUUUUAAAAGAUGGAACUCCACCCUUUGCUUCACUUUAAGUAUGUAUGGAAUGUUAUGAUAGGGCAUAGUAGUAGUGGUGGUCAGACAAAUGGAAAUGGUGGGGAGACAAAAUAUACAUGUGAAAUAAAUUCAGUAUUUUAAUAAAGUAACAUUGUUUCCUUAUUUCUGUGGGAUGGGGCUGUCUCUGAGCUUGUCUAAAUAUGAAGUGUUUUGAAUUUGAAGCAAAUUCCUAAAAGCAGUUUUUCAAGUUGGUUGUAACUAUUUGAAUACAGAAAACUCUGAGACAGAUGAAAAGUUGAAGUUAUUGGCGAUGAGGGUUAAAAGCAAAUUUGUUAACACAAACUAUAUUAAUGUUAGGCCUGAGAUUUCUCUUUAAAAUGGAGCUGUCUUCAUGCUUUAUAGAAUUAACUAAUUAACCCCCUUUUAGUUCAAUGGGAUGUCCAUCUUCUCUCCCCCCCCCAUCAACUUCUAGCUUAGCCGGAGGGCAGUGUGAGAAAUGUGAAGUUAGACAAAUCUUUUCACAUGUCCGUCCGUCCCCCCCCCCCCCACCUCUUAAAGUAGAUACAACUCAUUCCCUUAGUGGUGUGUCAUUGCCAGGUAGAUCAUUGUGGGUUGCUUGUUGAGUUAGGAUGCCUCCCUUAGUUAGAGGAGCAAAGAAGCUAGCUUGAAGUGCUCAAAACUUUCCAUUACAUUAUCUAAUUGACUCAGUUGCCACCUGUUUUUAACUAAUGGUUGCUGAAACUUCACUGCUUCCUUGGAUAGACCUCUGCUUAAGUUCUGUCGGGGGCGCAGUUGUAUUCCACUGUAAAUAAGGUUCAGAUAGUAUGUCUUAAAUAUUUCUUUUGCAUAACUCAGCCGUCUGUUACAUUUUCAUUUCCAUUCUUGGCUUUUGGACAAACCAAAAGUACCAAUUCAGAAGAACAAAAGCUGAUUUGAAGACCAGAACGGUCCAGCUGUAGACUACUUGGAUGAAUGACCAUCUGUAUUUCUCACAUACCGUCAAAGUGCCGGGAUCUAACAUCUAACUCAAACGGGUGGUUAAAUUGACUAUUUUUAAGGGGUUUGGAGGCCAAAGGGAAAUGAAAUGGGGAAGACUACUUUUCUACUCAGGGAAGGAGCUGGUAGCCAGUCCUUUAAUGCCUGCCCUAGAACAUCUAUGGGUCCUGUACACACAUGAAUUCGUAACCAUGCCUGGGCUUCCCUUUUCUGACCUAGUUUUUCCUCCUAGACUUGCACGUGUUGGUGGGCAUGAUUGGAGCAGGGGUUGGGUUUCAGAUGUUUGAACAGCUGACCAAUACAGCAGUCUCAGGUCUGCCUGUGAAAGGAAAUCCACACCCCAAAGACCCAACUCGAGCUUUCAUUAGCCUAAGGCUAGCAGUGUUAUGGGGCCCAUCCCUAUUACGCUUCAGAAAGUUUUUGUAGCGGAGGCAAAGUAAAAGUGGGACCUCUUUAUUUUCCUGUGGCUCCAGCUUUUGUGUUGGAGCUGGGUAGGGUUGAUCAGGUCCUGUACUCCAUUGCUGAAAGUGAUGCUCACCCUCUAGCAAGUUCAUUCUCAGGACAUGCCAGUACCAUCCUAUCUGAAGUUAAAGGUAUGAACUGGGGGGUAGAUUCAUGUCCCUGGUAUAGAGGUCCAGUGUUUUCUUAUCAGAAGCAGAAGCUGAGUCUUGGAGGUUGGCUGCUGCUUAGAUUUGUGAUGUCAGAGACCUCCCGUUACUGGGUAGCUUCUGUAAGUAAAACCAGGUGAUGGGAGUGAGCUGAGCCUGAAGUCCCAUUAAUGGAGAGAAUACCUGGGGCUGAUGAACCAGGAAGAAAACUUGAACUUGUAAGGCAUCAGCCUUCCCCUGGGGAAGUAGAGUGGCCCAGUGGGUAGAGCAUAGGCCAGAGACUCAGGGCCUGAGUUCUAAUCCUAGCACUACUGUUCAUCUGCCGUUUGGCCAAGUCUGCCUCAGUUUCCUCACCUGUCACCUGUAAAAUGGGGAUUAAGGCUGAGCCCCAUGUGGGCCUAAACCAGUGCUUAGUACAGUGCCUUGCACAUAAGCACUGAAAAAUAGCGUAAAACAUUACCUUGAGCCACCACUCAAUGUAUUUGCUUCUAUUCAAGAUAUUUCUCAGUUUUGGGUUUUUGGUUUUUUUUGCCCGUUACAGACAUCUCAAAUUCCUAAUCUGUCUGGAGGCCUGAGACAAGCUUGUCCUUGUUUAGGAUUUUUCUGGAUGUGAUUGCUGGCUUAGAAAAAUAACUAGGUGUCCAGACCCUUUAUUCUCAUGUCCUUGCAGUAGCCGACCUACCUGUUUGCCAUUUGUCAUGAGUAUAUGGAAUUUAAGUUGGCCACUCAUAUACAUAUCCAUCUUUCCAUUUUUUCUUACUGUCUGUAAUGUGUUGCCUUAUCCCUUAUUAGAUUGUAAACCCCCUGAGGGUUGGGAUUGUAUCUUCUAACCAUUGUACUCAAAUGUUUAGUACAGUGCAUGGCACCCAGGUGCUCAAUAAAUACUAUUACUUGAUUG